AUGUCGCAAAAGGAGAUCAUUCACCUCUCCUUCGGCUCCUUCUCCAACCACAUCUCCACCCACUUUUGGAACCAGCAGCAGUCCUAUUUCACUUACGAUCUUCCUUCCGGCUCCACCUCCGAUGUGCCACCCGAUGAGCCGCUGAUCGACCACGAUGUCUCAUUUCAAGCGGGCCAGUCGCCGACAGGACAGGACACGUACAGUCCACGAACGAUCCUCUUCGAGACGGAGCAGGAGUUUGGCGCGCUGAGCAAGCUCAAUGCGCUCUAUGCAUCGUUUCCUGCUGAAGAGGGGGGCAAUGUGGCACUGGACAGCCUGCAAAGCUGGGGACGGGAGGCUGAGGUGAUUGCGGCGGAAAGGGUGAGGACGAGCAGAUACCAGCAGAGGCUCGAGCAGGAGGAUCAGGGGUUGGAUCCUGGCUCGUCCGACGAGGAGGAUGUAUUGGAGGAGUCGGAGAUCGGGAUACCAAAGCAGCGCAGAUCAAGGAGGACGCAUCGAUUCUGGUCCGACUACUCGCGGACUUUUUACCAUCCCAAAUCGCUCGUCUCGGUCGGAGGGGAGCUGAUGGCGCCCAUGCCCGGUUCCUUCAACGCGACGGCUUCACCGGAGAACAGCGAUGGACGUGUACGAUUCGAAACGUUCUCCCAGGGCGCUAGGUACUUUAACGAACUUGAAGCACAACAAGAAGUGAUGGAUAGCAACAUUCGAUGGUUCGCAGAGGAUGCUGAUCUGCUGCAAGGUUUCCAAUACAACAUCGACACGUCGGACGCUUUUGGCGGGUUGGGAAGCAAGUAUCUCGAGAACCUCGCGGACGAAUUCCCCAAGGUCGCGCACAUGGUCUUUGGUGCGGCGUGGGGGAACACUGUCUCGAUACCAGAAGAAACCAGCGGGGACGCAGCAUGGGAGAACAGGCUGGCGAGGAUACGUCGCAUGAACAACCUGCAGUCGCUCGUUCAGCUGAUGGAGUUCUCGACCGUCGUGACGCCGUUGAGCGUGCCGAGCUGGGAGGCAGACUCGCAAGUCGGCGCGCAAUGGAGGCGCUAUCUAGGCAGGAUCGAUCUGGGCGACAUGCACCAUGCAGCUGCGCUCAUCUCGGCACAUCUCGAAACGGCGACGUUGGGAACACGCCUCAAGUCGCGCUCCGAGACGCUCUCCUCGCUCACAUCGCGCCUCAACUGGCGACGCGAUACAAAGCUCGUCCACCUCGGCGGCGCAUUACCGCUGCCCUAUCCGACACCUCUUUCCGGCUUCUCGCAAACCUCGGCAUCGUCGACGGACCCAGUAGAUGCACUACUUGCGUCGUACGGCUAUGGCGCGGACCGCGACUCCCGCCUGCGUCAACGCGGCGCUCCCCUCGAGUCCGAAUCCGAGCUCGCAGCGCGCGGCACCCAACUCGUCCUCUCGACAUGGCUCGACCUGUCCCUCCCAUCCUCUCUCCCCGCUGGCGGAAAGUCCCGCAAGAAGCUACUGUACAACCUCUCCCGUCCCUUCUCGCACACCGCCAUCCUACGAAACGCCGACCUGAACGACGCCCACUUGGGCCUGGGGAUGCUCGAUUCGCUCCUCACCCAAAUCCGCGAGCCCUUUGGACAAGGAGUCUAUAUCCCGCAGUCGUACAACGUGCUCUCGAGCUUUCCGAACUUCUUUACUCGUCUCGACGGGGGGAGGGCCAUCACUGCCGGCGCCGAUAAGGGGAAUGCCAAAGUGGACAGGCCGAAAGAUGUGCCCGUGCUGUCGUCGCUCAGUGCGACGCCGUCGAGCGUGUACCGGCUGAAGGAGGCGAGGGAGACGCUGAGCGAGGUGCUGAAGGGUCAUCUGCCGCUCGCGGCAUACGGGCUGGAUGGCGAGGAUGCCAGGGAUGGGUUGAAGGAGAUGAGGGAGAUGGUGGAGGGCUGGAUCGAUGCGUAUAGUGUCGGUGAUGAUGGAGGGGCGAGUGGCGAGGAGGAUGACGGGAUGGGGACGGAUGAGGAGUACGAUGUGGAUCAGAAGGAGGAGGAUGGGCUGGAUUGGGACAUGUAG
This is a messenger RNA of Kalmanozyma brasiliensis GHG001, 2019 nucleotides long. Its product is annotated as Misato Segment II tubulin-like domain protein. The transcript has a single exon. Bases 1 to 2019 code for a protein of 672 amino acids. Lineage: Eukaryota; Fungi; Basidiomycota; Ustilaginomycetes; Ustilaginales. Gene Ontology annotation, biological process: mitochondrion distribution. Gene Ontology annotation, cellular component: cytoplasm. The record is from RefSeq and is a predicted model, not a curated record.